Molecule: messenger RNA, 4470 nt
Organism: Thalassophryne amazonica
Lineage: Eukaryota; Metazoa; Chordata; Actinopteri; Batrachoidiformes; Batrachoididae
Gene: asap2b
Product: ArfGAP with SH3 domain, ankyrin repeat and PH domain 2b
Exons: 28
Coding region: 253-3315 (1020 amino acids)
Biological process (GO): positive regulation of GTPase activity
Cellular component (GO): cytoplasm
Molecular function (GO): protein binding; GTPase activator activity
Source: RefSeq, a predicted model, not a curated record
UCUUGCUGCUCCUCAGGUGAGUGGACGCGCAGCUAAAAUAUCUCGGGUCCGAGUCUGAGCUUCAGGCUUCACGUCAGAGCUAAUCAUGGAAAGAAAUCCUUUAACUUUUUUAUGACGUAAUAAAGGUGUCGUUGAGUUAUGAGGUGUCGAGCAGCUUUGUGGCAGGUUUUUCUCUCACUUUGAGUCGCUUUGAGUCUCACCUUGUGCUGCGUUCGCUUCCUGGUUUUCCUGUCUGGAUUUUUUUUUUUCACCAUGCCGGAGCUGAUCACCGUGACAGAGUUUAUCUCAGAGACUAAUGAGGACUACAAAGCUCCAACCACCUCCAGCUUCACCACCCGGAUGUCCCACUGCAGGAACACCGUGUCCGCGCUCGAGGAGGCUCUGGAUGUGGAGCGAUCAGUUCUGCAGAAGAUCAAGAAGUCAGUCAAGUCCAUCAACACGUCUGGUCUGGCUCACGUGGAGAGCGAGGAGCAGUUCAUCCAGUCCAUGGAGAAGUUCGGGGACAACCUGGUGAGCAGAGAGGACGCUGAGGUCGGCUCUGCCUUCCUCAAGUUUGCCAUCUUCACCAAGGAGCUGACGGCACUCUUCAAAAACCUGAUGCAGAACAUGAGCAACAUCAUCACCUUCCCUCUGGACAACCUGCUGAAAGGAGACCUGAAGGGGGUCAAAGGGGAUCUGAAGAAGCCGUUUGACAAAGCCUGGAAGGACUACGAGACCAAGCUAGCAAAGAUUGAAAAGGAGAAGAGGGAGCACGCCAAGCAGCACGGUAUGAUCCGCACCGAGUUCAGCGGGGGAGAGAUCGCUGAGGAGAUGGAGAAGGAACGACGCCUCUUCCAGCUGCAGAUGUGUGAGUAUCUCUUGAAAGUGAAUGAGAUCAAAGUGAAGAAAGGCGUUGAUUUCCUUCAGAACCUCAUCAAAUAUUUCCAUGCUCAGUGCAAUUUUUUCCAGGAUGGCCUGAAAGCUGUGGACAGUCUGAAACCAUCGGUGGAGAAACUGGCUACAGACCUGACCGCGAUAAAACAGAGUCAGGAUGGAGAACGGAAGCAGCUGCUUCAGCUCAGAGACGUCCUGAAGACGUCGCUGCAGUCGGAGAACAAAGAGGAUAUGCAGACCAAACAGAACUCCGGCUACAGCCUCCAUCAGCUGCAGGGCAACAAGGCACACGGCACGGAACGCUCCGGAAUGCUCUACAAGAAAAGUGAGGGGUUGAGGAAGGUGUGGCAGAAGAGGAAGUGCUCCGUGCGGAAUGGCUUCCUGACCAUCAGCCACGGGACGGUGAACCGACCGCCCGCCAAACUCAACCUGCUCACCUGUCAGGUGAAGGGGAAUCCUGAGGAGAAAAAGAACUUCGACCUGUUCUCACACGACAGAACGUAUCACUUUCAAGCUGAGGAUGAAGCUGAGUGCCAGAUCUGGAUGUCAGUGUUGCAGAACAGCAAAGAGGAGGCGUUGAACAAGGCCUUUAAAGGUGACCAGGCUGAAGGCGAGAACAACAUCAUCCAGGAGCUGACAAAAGCCAUCGUGGGAGAAGUAAAGAGGAUGAAUGGCAAUGACAGCUGCUGCGACUGUGGAGCAUCAGGCCCGACGUGGCUCUCGACCAACCUCGGGGUCCUGAUCUGUAUCGAGUGUUCUGGGAUCCACAGGGAGAUGGGCGUCCACUAUUCCCGAAUCCAGAGUCUGGACCUGGAUGUCCUGGGAACCUCUGAGCUGCUGUUGGCCAAAAAUGUGGGAAACGCCAAUUUCAACGAGAUCAUGGAGGCGGAUCUGUUGGUGCAGAAUGUAACCAAACCCAACCCGUCCAGUGACAUGCAGAUAAGGAAGGAUUACAUCAUCGCCAAGUACACGGAAAAGCGCUACGUCCAGCGGCUGUGCGCUGAUGCUGCAUCCAGGCUGCAGGUGCUGUACGAGUCUGUCCGGAACAGAGACAUCCUGUCCCUGAUCCAGGUCUAUGCUGAGGGCGUGGACCUGAUGGAGGCCGUCUCCCAGCCCAAUGAACACGAACCCGGGGAGACGGUGCUCCACCUGGCUGUCCGGAUGGUUGACAGGAACUCCCUCCACAUCGUGGACUUCCUCGCCCAAAACAGUGUGAAUCUGGACAAGCAGACGUCCAGAGGCAGCACGGCGCUGCACUACUGCUGCCUGACGGACAACAGCGAGUGUCUGAAGCUGCUGCUGAGAGGAAAAGCUACAGUGUCCAUCGUGAAUGAAGCUGGAGAAACGCCACUGGACAUCGCUAAGCGUCUUCGCCACAGUCAGUGUGAGGACCUGUUGACUCAGGCUCAGACGGGGAAGUUUAACGUCCACGUCCACGUUGAGUACGAAUGGCGGCUGCAGAACGAGGAUCUGGAUGAGAGCGAGGACGAGUUGGAGGACAAGCCAAGCCCCACGCGCCGUGAGGAGCGUCCAGUCAGCUGCUUCUUGCCGGGCAGCGGCCCCCUGCAGUCCAACCUGGCCGUCCUGGCCCAGGACGCUGCCAGCCUGGCUCGGGGGAAACACAGGCCUCAGGUCCCCAGCAUGAUGAUCAGCAACGAGACCUAUGGCACCAUACUGGACCUGCACCUGCCGCCGCAGGGCCCCACGCCACUGCUCCCGCCCAGAGUGCCGGGCAAAGGAGUAGCACACAACAAACCUGCUGCCAAUGAAACUGCUGGGAGACAGCGUUCGUCUUCUGACCCUCAGAACCCUCACACCCCAGAAAGGAACUCCUCCUUGUACGUGCUUCCACCAGCUCUGCCUCCUCCGCCGCCACCGCUGCCAUUUAGCAAGCGAUCCACGCCGUUGGAGACCAGGAGCCAUUCUGUCAGGAACACGCCCCUCCCUCCUCUUCCUCCCCCACCAGUCGUCAGCCCCCCAACUGUCCCGGCACCUCCACCCCCGAGCACCCCUCCACUCCCACACAGCAGGGUUCCCCCUCUGUCCCCGCCCGUCCCGAGCCACGGGUCCAGUCGACCGCUGGGAUCCAAGUCUCCAAAGUCACACAGUGGGUCAUUGCCGCCGCCACAGAGACCGCCUCUGAGACCGCCUCUGAGAACCGGAUCCUUCGACAGAAGAGGUCCACUGCAGUCCAAAUCUCCCCAGAGCCCAGCUCCUCCCACACCCAAACCCAGAUCCACCUUCUCUAAGCAGAAGCCUCAGCGGGUGAAGGCCAUCUACAACUGUUCAGCGGAUAAUCCAGACGAGCUAACGUUCACCGAGGGCGAGGUGAUUGUGGUGGACGGAGAGGAGGACAGCGAUUGGUGGAUCGGACACAUCGAAGGGGAUCCAAGCAGGCGCGGCGUGUUUCCCAUCACGUUUGUUCACUUCAUCACAGAGUGAUGAAGAGUCACCUGAUCCGCCGCCGCUCUGCUGUCUGAGACAGACGACAGGACACGAGAACUGAACCUCAACCUGUUCUGCUCCAAAAUGGAGCCCAACCAGAAUCCAAAAACACAUCAUUUUUAUUCCUCCAUUGGACUUGAGACCAUCUUCAUCCUCGCACUUUUAUAAACUGUUGUUUAAUUCAAUUUUACAGUUUAAUUUCUCAAUUUAACCAGGUUUAAAAUUUUAUGAACUUAUUUUAUAUUUUAGCUUUCAACACAUACGUCUCCAAAGACCCAAAAUACAUCAGAUUGAAUUUCAUGGAAAUUAGUAGAAAAAAUAUGGAACAGUUCCAUCUGAAAAGGUGUCUUCUCUGAUUUGAAUUUGUCUCAUCGACACACAUGUACUCAAUCUUUCUCACUUUCAUUCCCCUUCUCUCCAGAGCACAUCACCACCUGUCCCAGAUCCUCAAACUGCUCUCUCCACCUUCUCAACACACUCUCUUCCUUGUCAUCACAUUACCGUUACAUUUGUCGCUCUAACCUGCUGCACAUCUUUUCCAGCUCGGUCUCUUUGUCUGUCCAGUCAGUACAAGUCCUUUUCUUCUUCCGUAGUGUAUAACUUUGCAUGCAGCUCGCUGUAGGUCUUUUCCUUGGCCUUUGUCAUAUUUAUUUUCACUGUACACAGCAUCUCCUUGUACUCCUGCCUACUAUCGUCAUAUCCCUGUUAUUUUUUUGUCAUUCUCUUUCUCCUUAUACUUUCCUCUACUUCAAUCCCACCAAGUCUCCUCUUCCUUCCUCUGUCCAGAUGUCACACCCAACACCUACCUAGCCAUCUCCCUCAGUAUUCUUCCCAGUUCCAGAAUCACUUAACCACCAUUCCACGCCACCUUGCCCUCAUGUGACUGUGCUGUUUUAUGGUACAAAUCUAAAUAAAAUGAUUAGUAUUUUUUGGGGGGGUGGGGGGGGGUGUUAUGUUGUGGAGUUCUUUUCAGAGGCUUUUAUUUCGUAUAAAGAAGCGUAAAUUGUUGAUCUCAUAAAGCAAACUUUUGCGUUUUUAUAACAGGUUGUCUGCUGCUUUACUUCAUUUGACAAGUUGUUAAUGUUUUGUUGGUUUUGGGUUAUUUGGACAAAACAAUGAUAUUUGAAGACGUUUUGUUCUAAGUAAACAGUU